Xenia sp. Carnegie-2017 is the source of this 1560-nucleotide messenger RNA. RefSeq names its product zinc finger MYM-type protein 1-like. NCBI's taxonomy places the organism in Eukaryota, Metazoa, Cnidaria, Anthozoa, Malacalcyonacea, Xeniidae. The record is from RefSeq and is a predicted model, not a curated record. The transcript is spliced from 3 exons. Bases 1 to 1560 code for a protein of 519 amino acids.
AUGACUGAAUGCAUUGUGGAAUCACUGUUAUCCCGCUCAUUUGGAUUGAGACCUUUUUCCGAGAAACGAGAGAUCGUCGAAGGUGGCCGUCCCACUCCUGAGUUGCAAGGACUACAUACAACAUCCAAGCGAAGUGGUAAAGUCUUUAUUCGAAGUUUUCAGACGUCAAAUUACGACAAGUACAAAUGGCUGGCUGGAUCCUCAAAAUUGAAUAAGUUAUUUUGCUGGCCGUGUCUUUUGUUCAACUCAACAGACAAGACAGUCUGGUGCAAGAAGGGAUACGAUGAUUUGGCCAACCUGUGUAAUGCCGUCAACAGACACGAGAAAACGAAGACACACUUGUCCAGUUGCCUAAUGAAUGCCAGUUUUGGGCGUACACGCAUCGACAUGCAGCUAGACGAACAGGCCCGUCAACACAUCUCAGCUCACAAGAAUAUAGAAGUACUUUGCCGUUUCAUUGAUGUUGUUUGCUUUCUUGGCAAACAGGAACUUUCUUUCAGAGGUCGGGUGGAGCUGGAGGAGUCUGCCAACAGGGGCAAUUACGUCGAAUUGAUAAAACUGCUAAGUGCAUAUGACCCCACGCUUGAACAGCAUCUUCAUACAACAACCGUGUUUUCUGGACUUUCUAAUCGUAUCCAGAACGAUUUGAUUGUUGCUGUCAAGGACGUUAUGUUGAAAGCAAUAAAAGAUGAAGUGAUGAGGAGCCCAUUUGUCGCUAUUUCCCUGGAUGAAAUCUCCGACGUUAAGACCUUAUCGCAGCUAACAACUAUAGUUGGCUAUGUCAACCCAGUUGGUAAAGCUGUGGAGCGCUUUCUUGGAUUUACCGAUGUAAGUGAGGAUAGAACUGCGGCUAGACUGAAACAAGAAGUCGGUAAAACCCUGAACGAGUACGGAUGCGGCGAAAAACUGAUUGCCCAAACGUAUGACGGUGCGAGUGUGAUGUCAGGAGAACUGUCCGGUUUGCAAACACGACUGUCUCGUCAACUAAAGAGUGUCGUAUAUUUUUUAAAACCGUCACUGGUCUUUCAUCCUUUUUUUCACGCCUCGUCCAAGAGAACAUACCUGUUGGACACAGUUGUCGGCAGACGCAUUCCCACUGGAACAGCUGUUCGAUGGCACUAUCAGAGCAGGUUAAUCCAUGCUGUACUGGAGACAAGAGCAAAGCUGCUCGAAGUUUUCGAAUACAUCAUCGAAAAUGAUGACGAGUUUGACGGUACGACGUUAAACGAAGCGAGGGGCUACCGACAAGUUCUUGCAGAUUUCCAGUUUGUGUUCUGCCUUAAAAUAUUUUCGGAAAUAUUUGGUCUUACGGAUGUUUUGUAUAAUAUCAUUCAGAGUAAGCAGUUCGAUAUUGUCUUCUGUGUCACGAAAGUUCGCGAGACGAAAGAUAAGAUUCAAGAACAACGAACAAAAUUCGUAGAUUAUUGGAAUUUUACGUCAAGUAUCGUCAAAGUAGCACUGAAACGCGGGCAAAGUGAAGAGGAUACUACAUUAACCAUCAAAACGCCAACAUCACUUUUACCUCUGAGACGGAAAAUAAUGGACGACCACCGUUUUUAG